AUGGUGGACGUCGGAACUGACACCGUUCUGACUCCUAAUUGGUGGGAGAGCGAGCAGGAGCGCCGGAAGAAGGAGUCGUCAAGACGAUCGGCCAAGGUAGGUUCACGGGGGCCGUCAGCGGUGGUAAAUCACGCCGAUACUGGAGCUGAAUCGGCGAUGGAGACGGAUGGCGAAGGGUGGAGGGAAGUUGCUGGCAGGAAAGCAACUGCAGCUCCGCACAGUGGAAGAGCAAUGGGCCUCCCUAUACCUAUGAGGACUGGGGCGAAGUUCAGGGCUAAGCCUCCGGCGGUUUUAGUCAAGGUGGCUGCCGGCUCGUCGCACGCGGACACCGUUCGUGCAGUAAGGAAUAACAGCGAGGUGAACUUGGUUGAGCUGGAGCUCAGGUUACUGGCAUGCGCAAAACCAGGGAUGGGCACUUGCUGGUUGAGUUAG
Macrosiphum euphorbiae (potato aphid) is the source of this 432-nucleotide messenger RNA. The record is from the annotation of a GenBank genome assembly. NCBI's taxonomy places the organism in Eukaryota, Metazoa, Arthropoda, Insecta, Hemiptera, Aphididae.